Molecule: messenger RNA, 1848 nt
Organism: Cylindrotheca closterium
Lineage: Eukaryota; Bacillariophyta; Bacillariophyceae; Bacillariales; Bacillariaceae
Source: the annotation of a GenBank genome assembly
AUGGACACUGACCACGAAAGCAGCCGAAGAUCGUCCGCCAAACGACCUCGAACGGAAGCAGCUGCAGCUUUCGGAACGAUACCAGUCCCAGCAGAAGCAGAAGCAGAAGCAGAAGUAGAAGCACCAACUUCCACAGUCUCUGGAUCAUUGCCCAUGUCAACCCAACAGUCCAUCGAGUCUUUGUUAUCCAUUCCUGUCGCUGUGGUUUUUCGCACAUGUUCCUCCCAAAAAGGUCGACCAUUAUUGACGCGUGCUGAAGCCGAGUGUUUCCUGCGAAUAUCCUUCUUGGCUCAAGAGAUUGACACCCUUGUUGGAUCGUCAGAGUCUCUAUUUUUGCAACAGCAGUACUAUAGCCAAUACACACGGGAUCUCUUAUCAUCAUCUUUGAGUUCUUCUUCGCAGCCAUCAUCAUCCUCUCAAAACAGUCAUGCUCCAAGUGAAAAUCAAAAUACUACUCGAACGCAAACGGUCUACCCGCUCAACCCAAUGUUGCGACCUCUUCUUCCCAUUCUGAACUUCCUGCAAGAAAAAUCAGCGCCAACCCUUCAACGGAUUCAUCAAACACUCAGUCAUUUGUCAGCCGAAUUGAUUGGUUGUUCCUCCAUUUUGCGACAGUCUGCGGAACAAAACUGGACAAUGGCAGAUGCUUUGGACGCUAUGCAACAGGAUUCCACCGAGGAAGGACCUGCCUUGUCGGACGAAAAAAGAAAAGUAGCCGAUUUGGAAGAAGAACUCUGUCAACGCAUUGAGCGAGUGGUGGGCAUGUCGCAGGUGGAAGGUGAAUCCUCUUCAGCGAAAUUGUCACAAUCUUCCCAGGACAAUCGGUACCGUCGCAAAUUGUUUGGGGAGAACGACGACCAACAAUUCGACACCGAAGGGGGUCCACAAGGAAAUGGUGGUGAAAAGGACCAUUCGGAACAAGAUCAUUCCGAUAACACAAGCAAUGAUGGAAAGGAUGGGGUGGAUCAACAAUAUGCUUUGGAUUUGAAACCAAUUUUAGAGUAUUGUUCGGAAUUGUUUGAUGAUGUUCUGCAGACGGGUGGGUCGCAGGAAGAAUCAAUAGACGAUGAAAAUGGCGAUGGCGCAAAUAGCAAUGAAAAUGGUACUGAUGAGAGAAUGCACGUGGACGAAUCAUCAUCACAAGGGGAGAGGGGAGAAACUUCUCGGAAUGGCAAUGUAGGGGAGCAGUCGAGCGAAAACGACGGCAAUGCAAGUCAGGAUGAUGGUGUAGCCGAAAGUGGUGGAAAUGGUGAAAUGGAAGUGGAUCCAGUAGAGACUAGAGCCGAAUCAUCUCAAACGCGCAACAAUAUCUCGACGGAUAUGCGCCACGAGGUGGAGAAUGAUGACAAUCACAUCGCUGCCACAGAAGAUAGCAACACAGGCCAUGAGAACCAUGAACAAGGAACCAUGGAAAUUGAGAAUGCAUUGCCGGAAAGCAUCUCGAGCAACGCAAUGGUGGACGCUAAAGAAGCUGCAACUACAGUGGACGAAGAAGUGGAAGAAUACCCGCCAAGUCAAGAGACUGAUCUGCAAUCUGGUCGGUCCCGCGAGAGGAGUCAAGGAAACUCCUUCUCCUUGCAGAACAACAUUCCAUCGCCCAAUGAAAAUGAAAAGCAUCCAGCCGUUUUGCUCCCUCCCAUUACAACACAGCCAGAAGGAAGCUCGUUUCCACUCACUGCCGAAGAUGACAUUGAAGAAGACGAUGAUGAUGAAGAUGUUGAUGACGAUGAUGAUGACGAUCGGAGCCAAAGGCCAAUGUGCUCGCAACGAACAUCCUCUGCUGCCGAGGCGCUGGCAAUUCUGGGAAACGUUUCGAGGUUUCCGACCAAAGAUGUUAGUCUCUUUUAG